Messenger RNA from Haliotis rufescens (red abalone), 2503 nucleotides. Its product is annotated as mucin-12-like. The transcript is spliced from 4 exons. The record is from RefSeq and is a predicted model, not a curated record. Lineage: Eukaryota; Metazoa; Mollusca; Gastropoda; Lepetellida; Haliotidae. Bases 275 to 1450 code for a protein of 391 amino acids.
UAUAUGCAGCAUUGGUCUUGCUAUUUGCAUCUGGUGCUUGUCCCCGAUGCCUUAAACCCUCAACUCAUCCGUGUGCGAAAUACGCAUCAGUCGGAAAGCGCACGUUAAAUCUCCAAAGUAAGUAAGUAAGUAAGCUUGUGGGUCACCAUCUCCGUAAAAGGUCUACACCUCAUGCUGCGAUAUCAUCUCAGUGUAUACUUGGAUUGUUAAAAUAUCAAGGCUCCCACAGGUGCCAGUCUGAGUACAUGCUGUACGAAGACCAACGGUCGAGCUCAUGAUGCCUUGUAUCCACCAUCUUUAUGGUGGAUGCGCUUCUGGGAAGGUCCACAUCACAUGCCGUUUCAGGUCCACUGUCUUGCUCUGCUCCACUUCCACCAUCUCACACUUCAGCUCCAGGGAAGGUCCACCAUCUCAGGCCGAUCCAGGUCCACCAUCUCCGCUACUUCGGGGAGGUCCAUCUCACACUGCUCCAGGUCCACCAUCUCACGCUGCUCCAGGUCCACCAUCUCACUCUGCUCAAGGGAAGCUCCACCAUCUCUUGCUGCUCCCAGGAUCCACCAUCUCACGCUGCUCCCGGGAAGGUCCACCAUCUCACGCUGCUCCCAGGAAGGUCCACCAUCUCACGCUGCUCCCAGGAAGGUCCACCAUCUCACGCUGCUCCCGGGAAGGUCCACCAUCUCACGCUGCUCCCAGGAAGGUCCACCAUCUCACGCUGCUCCCAGGAAGGUCCACCAUCUCACGCUGCUCCCAGGAAGGUCCACCAUCUCACGCUGCUCCCGGGAAGGUCCACCAUCUCACGCUGAUCCAGGGAAGCUCCACCAUCUUAAGCUCCGCCGGGGAAGGUCCACCAUCUCUUGUUGCUCAGGGGAAAGGGCCACCAUCUCUUGUUGCUCAGGGGAAAGGGCCACCAUCUCUUGUUGCUCAGGGGAAAGGUCCAGCAUCUCACGCAGCUCCCGGGAAGGUCCACCAUCUCACGCUGAUCCAGGUCCAUCAUCUCGCUCUGAUCCAGGGAAGGUCCAUCUCACGCUGCUCUCAGGAAGGUCCACCAUCUCACGCUGCUCCCAGGAAGGUCCACCAUCUCACGCUGCUCCCAGGAAGGUCCACCAUCUCACGCUGCUCCCAGGAAGGUCCACCAUCUCACGCUGCUCCCAGGAAGGUCCACCAUCUCACACUGAUCCAGGGAAGCUCCACCAUCUUAAGCUCCGCCGGGGAAGGUCCACCAUCUCUUGUUGCUCAGGGGAAAGGUCCAGCAUCUCACGCAGCUCCUGGGAAGGUCCAGGUCCAGGUCCAGGUCCAGCAUCUCACACCGACCAAGGUCCACCAGGUCUCACGCCUCUCCGGGGAAGGUCCACAUCUCAAGCCUCUCCAGGGAAGGUCCACCAUCUCAAGCCUCUCCGGGGAAGGUCCACCAUCUCACGCUGAUCCAGGAAAGUCCACCAUCUCACGCUGAUCCAGGGGAGGUCCAUCAUCUCGCUCUGAACCAGGGAAGGACCACCAUCUCAUGCCAAUCCAGGUCCACCAUCUUACACUGAUCCAGGGAAGGUCCACCAUCCCACGCUGAUCCAGGCAAAGUCCACCAUCUCACGCCUCUCCGGGGAAGGUCAACCAUCGCUGAUCCAGGUCCACCAACUCACGCCUCUCCGGGGAAAGUCCACCAUCUCGCGCUGAUCCGGGGAAGGUCCAUCUCGCGCUGAUCCGGGGAAGGUCCAUCUCGCGCUGAUCCGGGGAAGGUCCACCAUCUCGGGCUAUCCGGGGAAGGUCCACCAUCCCGGGUAUCCGGGGAAGGUCCACCAUCACACACCUCUCCGGGGAAGGUUCACCAUCUCGCGCUGAUCUGGGGAAGGUCCUCCAUCUUGCGCUGAUCCGGGGAAGGUCCACCAUCUCGGGCUGUCUGGGGAAGGUCCACCAACACACACCUCUCCGGGGAAGGUCCACCAUCUCGAGCUGAUCCGGGGAAGGUCCACCAGGUGACAAGCCUCUCAGGGGAAGGUCCACCAGGUCUCAAGCCUCUCCGGGAAAGGUCCACCAUCUCACGCCGAUCCAGGGAAGGUCCACCAUCUCGCCCUGCAGUCCACCAUCUCACGCUAAUCCAGGUCCACCAUCUUACGCUGAUCCAGGGAAGAUCCACCAUCUCACGCUAAUCCAGGUAAGGUCCACCAUCUCACGCCUCUCCAGGGGAGGUCCACCAUCUUGCUCUGAACCAGGGAAGGACCACCAUCUCACGCCAAUCCAGGUCCACCAUCUUACACUGAUCCAGGGAAGGUCCACCAUCCCACGCUGAUCCAGGGAAGGUCCACCAUCUCGCGCUGAUCCAGGUCCACCAACUCACGCCUCUCCGGGGAAGGUCCACCAUCUCGCGCUGAUCCAGGGAAGGUCCACCAUUUCACCCUGAUCCGGGGAAGGUCCACCAUCUCACGCUGAUCCAGGGAAGGUCCAACAUCUCACGCUGCCCCAGGUCCACUCUGCAUUAGGGUAGGUCCACCAUACUGCUGCUCCAGGUCAU